Messenger RNA from Trematosphaeria pertusa, 1434 nucleotides. RefSeq lists its product as uncharacterized. The transcript has 3 exons. Lineage: Eukaryota; Fungi; Ascomycota; Dothideomycetes; Pleosporales; Trematosphaeriaceae. The record is from RefSeq and is a predicted model, not a curated record. The coding region runs from base 1 to 1434 and encodes 477 amino acids.
AUGGCGACUGCUGGCACCACGGGCUCUGGCGACCCGGACAUGGUGCUUAUAUCCGAACUUCUCGAAGAGAUUUCGCGGAACCCUCCCGCCAUCGCAGCACGAAAGCUAUUACUGGAGCACUACGUUGCCGUAGGAUGGCUCGAUGCGGCCAGUGAUAAUCUAACGGAACUGAAGAAGUUGGCUCCAAGGGAUCCAGAAGUUACGAAUCUAGCCAACGUCCUGCAAAAGCCCUCAGAACCACCAGCACAACCCCCUGCCAACGGCACACCUGCAGGAUCCUCAAAUGCACAAAAGGCGGCACCAAAGCCUUCAUCGAGAGCAAUGAAGAAGUCUUCCCAUCCUCCGCCUCAAUUGGGCGGCAACCUGGAUUCAGCCAGAAAGGACUUGACCGAGGGAUAUCAAGCGCUACGAGUGAAGGCCAAGUUUUUAUUGACUGACCUUCUCCAUCUGCAAUCACUCCAAAGGAAGAAUGGCCUACCACAUCUGCAAUCGAAGAACACGGCCAGGAUCCAACUUAUUGCUGAGGGCGGAACAGUGGGAAAGCCAGCCAGGGCGGGCCCGCCAGGUAGCGCUCGAUCGGUCGCGCGUGCAAUUGAAAACAAUCGCAACAAAGCUACCGAGUUGGUCAUUACAGAUCUGGAAGACAUGAUGUACUGGGUGCGGGAGCCGCACGGGACGUCUUCGGGUGCAAGCAAUGAUAGCGUUCGAGACGCACUCGUCAAGCGCAUGCACGCGGUGGAAGCUGCCUUGCCGGACGACUUGAAGAUCCACUGCGAGCUCGGACUCAUGCACGUCGUACAUGAGAACCUGGAGAAAACAUACGUCAAUACCGAGACAAUGCUGGGAGACAAUGUCAAGGAUAUCCUAAGGGAAAACCUUUAUGUCACUGAGGACAACUAUGCGUGGGACAUGGAAGAGCUUGCCCAAGCUAUCACCGUAAAUGGAGGCGUAAUGCGCAAUCCUCUGAGCAGGCAAAUGUUCACCCCAAAGGACAUCCGAGGGAUUCUGGCGCACCAUCACGGGAACAAAUUAGCGGCUCUGCAGGUCGAACAACACGAGAUGUCAAAAGGUGUCCGUCCAGAGACAAUAACACACAUGGAGAAGCUAUCGAAGACGCUUCUAGAGGACCAGAGCAGCGACCAACUCGCCAGCCGCCACGCGAUCGACGAGUUUCUGGCCUAUAUCGCAACUCCGCCCGUACUAACCAAUGCAGUUCCCGAUCUGGAGCAAAAGGCAAUUGAUGGUCUCAGAUGCCCCGCAAAGGACAGCCACACCGGUCAAGCGUAUGACUUCUCAAUUGGCGAGGCUGUGCGCGACGCCAAAGGCAACCGCGUCUGCUUCCACAAGACAGGCGAUUUCAUUAGACAGGCGGCGACCUACUUGCGGCAAAAUCGUGGCGCACCACCCGAUCCCGACAAGUGCACAGUAAUGUAA